This is a messenger RNA of Linum trigynum, 2237 nucleotides long. NCBI's taxonomy places the organism in Eukaryota, Viridiplantae, Streptophyta, Magnoliopsida, Malpighiales, Linaceae. The record is from the annotation of a GenBank genome assembly.
UUUCAGUUAAUUAAAUGUUUGACAUUGUCCGACUGAACCAAUGUUAUCAUUAGGUUAUUACUCACCACGAGACACUCACGUCAAAUCUUAGCGAUAACUAAGUUACUAAAAAUAGAAACUUCGGUGACCAUUGUGUUAAUAAAAUGUAAGUUUAAGCACCCUUGGCUUGACUAACCUUAAACUUCGAUAGUCUUUACGAAAUUUGCCAAAAAAAGAAGACUCUGCCUUCGACCGGAAGGAAGGAAUAUCAAUGUCGCGCCCUAAUUUUGUCGAAGGCCGGAGCUGGAAAACGUACAAGCUGGAAGCGGAGGAACUAACACAGUAACACACCAUUUCUCCGAUUGACGCAAAACGCAGUGGUCCAGUACUAAACCCCAAUGGCCCUAUCGACGCGGCAGAGGCGUCCGGAGCUUCCAUCGGCGGAGACAUCACGGCCUCCGCAGUCAUCUUCCUCCUCCUCGGAGCCGUACACGAAGGUCAACAAACCAGAGAGAUCAUCUCUCGUUGGUGAAGAGAAGCCGCUUGGAUGUUUUAUGCCCAUACUCGCUCUGGGACUGCUGCGUUACAUGAGCGCCACAUCCAACAUCAUCCAUGACUGCGACGAGGUUUUCAACUACUGGGAGCCUCUCCAUUUUCUUCUCUACAAGUCCGGCUUCCAGACUUGGGAAUACAGCUCGCAGUUUGCUCUUCGAUCCUACUUGUACAUUAAUUUCCAUGAACUAGUGGGUCUGCCAGCUUCAUGGCUGUUUAGAGAUGAUAAAAUGAGAGUGUUCUAUGCAGUACGGCUGUUUAUUGGAGUAAUCUCUGUUAUAGCUGACGCCACUCUAGUAGUGGCCCUUUCCAGGAGAUAUGGCAAGCGUCUUGCUUCUUAUGCGCUUGCCAUGCUAUGCCUAACCAGUGGUUGUUUCUUUGCUAGCACAAGUUUCCUGCCGAGUUCUUUUUCAAUGUAUGCCAUGAGUCUCUCCUCUGGCUUGUUUCUUCUUGAGAAGCCUGCCAUGGCUGUUACUGUGGCAGCUAUUGGUGUACUCCUCGGCUGGCCCUUCUCAAUAUUGGCUUUCCUACCACUUGUGCUUUUUUCCUUGGCCAAGAGAUUCAAGCUGUCAUUUUUUGCUGGUGCUGUCACGUCUCUCGUACUUGUUGUACUUUCUGUACUUGUUGACUACCGCUACUAUGGGAGGUGGACAUCGUCUGUUUUGAAUAUCUUGGUAUACAAUGUUGUAGGAGGUGGUGAGAGCCAUUUGUAUGGGACUGAAGGACCUCUCUUUUACCUCAGGAAUGGAUUUAACAAUUUCAACGUUUCUAUGGUUCUUGCUUUGCUCUUCCUGGUUCUUUUGCCAAUUGUUAGGAGAAAGUAUACUCCCGAUCUUCUGGUAGUGGUCUCGCCUCUUUAUAUAUGGCUCGGUUUUAUGUCUUUAAUGCCACACAAAGAAGAAAGGUUCCUCUACCCUGUCUAUCCUCUUGUUUGUGUUGCUGCAUCAAGUGUUAUCGAGAGCUUUCCUGAUCUUGUUAGAGAUAAGCACAAUCCUAAUGACAAUUCUAUUAUUGUUGUGAUAGCCAAAGUUAUUAGACCACUGGUUCUUAGUCUCAUACUAUGUGCUUCACAUGCUCGGACGUUUUCCUUGAUUAACGGAUAUGCUGCUCCUAUGGAGGUCUACAAGGUUUUAGAUCACUAUCAUGAGGCAGGAUCAGGAGCUGUUCUCUGCGUCGGAAGUGAAUGGCACCGCUUCCCUUCAUCAUUUUUUGUGCCUGAUUAUGUGGGAGAAGUCCGAUGGAUUGAUGAUGGCUUCCGAGGUCUUCUUCCCUUACCAUUCAACUCAUCUCUUGGUGGCACAUCAGCAGCUCCUCCAUAUUUCAACAAUAAGAACAAGGCAUCAGCUCAGCAAUAUCUCAAUGAUAUUGAUGCCUGCACUUUCUUGGUAGAGCUGCAGCUCAAUCGCCCUUAUCCUUCUCGUGGAAGUGACCUGUCGAAAUGGGAGCCAAUUGCAGCAUUGCCAUACCUCGACAGGGAGUUGUCUCCUCCAUUUUACCGUUCGUUCUUCAUCCCAUUUCUUUGGCAGGAGAAGAAUGUGUUUGGAAUGUACAAAUUGCUUAAGAGAGUACCCAAAGAACAACAAGCUCAGUUAGAUGCUACUGUCGCAGAGCCAUGAGCACUCCGUUAUUAGUCCGAAAUUUUGCAGGCCAUUUCAUUUGAACAGUUUGUCAUUGACCCCCCACUUUAAGAAACGUAGCUGUUCCUG